Hibiscus syriacus is the source of this 1528-nucleotide messenger RNA. Its product is annotated as phospholipase A(1) LCAT3-like. Lineage: Eukaryota; Viridiplantae; Streptophyta; Magnoliopsida; Malvales; Malvaceae. Gene Ontology annotation, biological process: lipid metabolic process. The record is from RefSeq and is a predicted model, not a curated record.
CAUUUUCUCUCUCAAGUCCAACCCCAGAAGUUUAUUUGGAAUUCAAUACAAUAUAAAAGGCGGUGAUGCUGAGUGACCUAUGUUUGUGCCCAUGUUUCGGGUCCCAAAGCUCCGGCAAUACCGAGGCGGAUCGGGAUCCGGUCCUGCUUGUCUCCGGAAUGGGAGGAUCCAUUCUCCAUUCCAAAAAGAAGUUGUUUGGAAUCAGUGUCGAGCCGGUUUGGGUUCGAAUCCUCUUUUCUGAUUUGGAGUUCAGGAAGAAACUCUGGUCUAUUUAUAAUCCAAAACAGCUAAUGCAUUUGUUAUUUUCAGGCUAUACUGAAUCAUUGGAUGAUGACGUUGAGAUUUUGGUCCCCAAUGAUGAUCAUGGACUAUAUGCAAUUGAUAUUAGAUCCUUCUUUGGUGAUAAAACUUUACGUAGCACCGAGGUCUAUCAUUUUCAUGAUAUGAUUGAUAUGCUAGUUGGUGGGUAUAAGAAAGGAACCACAUUGUUUGGAUAUGGUUAUGAUUUCCGGCAAAGCAAUAGGAUUGACAAGUUAAUGAAAGGUCUUAAAGCUAAGUUGGAAACUGCAUACAAGGCUUCUGGAGGCAGAAAAGUUAAUAUUAUCUCACAUUCGAUGGGAGGACUGCUGGUGAUGUGUUUCAUAUCACUUCAUAAUGAAGUAUUUUCCAAGUAUGUAAAUAAGUGGAUUACCAUUGCAUGCCCUUUUCAAGGUGCUCCAGGAUGCAUCAAUGAUGCUCUCUUAACUGGAUUGCAGUUUGUUGAAGGGUUUGAAGCCUAUUUCUUUGUAUCAAGAUGGACGAUGCACCAACUGUUGGUAGAGUGCCCAUCAGUAUACGAGAUGUUGCCAAAUCCAUAUUUUAGUUGGAAAAUGCAACCACAAAUUAAUGUCUGGCGAGAGUAUUCUGAAGAUGGAGAAACUUCUGUGAAACUGGAGUCCUACAGCCCAACUGAAAGCAUCAGUUUAUUCAAAGAAGCAUUAAGGCAUAAUGAGUUAGAUUAUGGUGGAAAAAUAGCUGUACCUUUCAACUUCUCUAUUCUCAAUUGGGCUGUUGGAACACGCAAGCUUAUCAACAAUGCUAAACUACCAAGUGGGAUCUGCUUCUAUAACAUUUAUGGGACAUCGUUUGCCACGCCUUUUAACGUUUGUUAUGGUACAAAAACUUCACCAAUAGCGGACCUCUCAGAAAUAUGUCAUACGAUGCCUCAAUAUACUUAUGUGGAUGGAGAUGGAACUGUUCCUGCAGAAUCUGCAAUGGCGGAUGGAUUUGCAGCAGUUGAGAGAGUAGGAGUAGCUAGCAGUCAUCGCGGACUUUUACGUGACCAAACUGUAUUUGAACUUAUUCGAAAAUGGUUAGGGGUUGAGCAGAAGGUGAAGAAGCAUACGAAGACUUUGAAAGUGGUCGAUGCUUCUUCAAACUAGAAACUUUUAAGCAUCAAAUAUAUGGAAUUGAUAGAACUUGUUACCAUUAAAGUGUAUGUCUUCGUAUCUUUCAUGACUGCAAAUAAAACCAAAGCACAAAAUUCAUA